Molecule: messenger RNA, 1443 nt
Organism: Phyllotreta striolata
Lineage: Eukaryota; Metazoa; Arthropoda; Insecta; Coleoptera; Chrysomelidae
Source: the annotation of a GenBank genome assembly
AUGGAGACAAAAAUUACGGACAUAAUUACGUCUUUGGAUGACGAUAAAACAGAUAUGUUGGCUGCAACCAGUGUCCUUCAGCAAAGGGCCGCAGACAUCAGAAAUCAGCACGUUAAUUGGCAAUCGUAUUUCCAGUCUCAGAUGAUUUCACAGGAGGAUUACAACUUUAUCGUUGCCUUCGACGUUGCCGACCACAACAAAAGGGAAGCCCUGUUAAACGCGGACCGUCUGCAAUGCGCCCAAACCUUCUUGAACCUGUUGGGGCACGUUUCCAAAGAUCAGACAUUGCAAUACGUGCUCGUGUUGCUCGACGAUAUGCUGCAGGAGCACCGCAGCCGAGUGGAGAUGUUCCGCGAGUACGCCGAACGCAAGCGGGAGCCCCUUUGGCCCCCGUUCCUCAACCUGCUCAACAGACAGGACGGUUUCGUCACCAACAUGACCUCGAAGAUCGUGGCUAAAAUAGCGUGCUGGUCGCAGACGCCCAUGGAACGUUCCGAUUUGCACUUCUACCUCACCUGGCUGAAGGACCAAUUGAGAACGCAGAACAACGAGUACAUCCAGUCGGUGGCGAGAUGUUUGCAGAUGAUGUUGCGCAUCGACGAGUACCGCUUCGCGUUCGUCUCCGUCGACGGCAUCUCCACGUUGCUGUCGGUGCUGUCGGGCCGCGUCAACUUCCAGGUGCAGUACCAAUUGGUGUUCUGCCUGUGGGCGCUCACCUUCAAUCCGUUGCUCGCCGAGAAGAUGAACAAGUUCAACGUCAUACCGAUCCUGGCCGACAUCUUGAGCGAUUCGGUGAAGGAGAAGGUGACCAGGAUCAUAUUGGCCGUGUUCAGGAACCUGAUCGAGAAGCCGGAGGACGGGCAGGUGUGCAAGGAACAUUGCAUCGCUAUGGUGCAGUGUAAGGUGCUCAAACAGCUGGCUAUAUUGGAGCAGCGUAAAUUCGACGAUGAAGAUGUCACCGCCGACGUGGAGUUCCUCACCGAGAAGCUGCAAAGCUCUGUGCAAGAUUUGAGCUCGUUCGAUGAAUACUCGACUGAGGUAAAAUCCGGUCGUUUGGAAUGGUCGCCGGUGCACAAAAGCAAAUUUUGGCGGGAAAACGCGCAGCGCCUCAACGAGAAGAACUACGAAUUGUUGCGCAUCCUCAUCCAUCUGUUGGAGACCAGCAAGGACCCCUUGGUGUUGAGCGUGGCCAGCUUCGAUAUCGGCGAGUACGUCAGGCACUAUCCCAGAGGCAAGCACAUUAUCGAGCAAUUGGGCGGCAAGCAACUGGUGAUGCAGCUGUUGGCCCACGAGGACCCGAACGUGCGAUACGAGGCGCUGCUGGCGGUGCAGAAAUUGAUGGUGCACAAUUGGGAGUACCUGGGCAGGCAGCUGGAGAAGGAGACGGGCGUGGAGAAGGCGCCGGGCAAAGGUGGUGUGCAGCAGGUGGCGGGAAAGGCCUAA